AUGCAACCGUUGGGAGGUAUACGCCGAUGGAGAAAAGGUGGUUUGACACCUGUUCGUAUGGGUUCUUUCAGUUUCAUUCGGAUGGAUAUUGGCCAUCAUGAGUGCUCAUCGACAUAUGAACAAGAGAGCGCAUUUGAUUUAUAUUUGCAACUCGAACCUGAAAGGUUUCGUUUGAAAUGUGGAUGUGAGCAUGUCGAUAGGAUAUUUCAUCAGGGUAUUAUUCAAGGUGAAAUAACCGAACUGGUUGGCAGCACUGCAGUUGGUAAAAGCCAGAUGUGUUUUUCGUUAACUGCCUCUGUUCUGCUCGCAAAAAAUCGCCGUUCAUCGCACGUGGUCUACAUUGAUACAAAUGGGAGUUUUCGCAGUACACGAUUACUGCAGAUUCUUGUCGAUCGUGGUCAAAGUAAAGAAAUCGCAAUGGAACUCCUCUCAAGAGUAUUGGUUAAGAGAGUUUACGAUGAAGACGAUUUAAGAAGGGCUUUAAUCGCUCUUCAGAAAUUUGAUAAAUCAAUUGACUUGAUUGUUAUUGACAGUAUUGGUUUCGCACUUGCCCAAACAGCACUCACGUAUUUUGAAGGAGGUAAAGAAAUGCAGGAGCAAAUAAUCGUAAGAUUGCAUCGAUUAUCACGUCAAUUGGGCUGUGCUAUCGUGACAACAAAUCAUUUAAUAUAUCGUAAUAAUUACCCUUUCCCUUCACUCGGCUAUAAAUGGAAAGAUACAGUGCACUCGCGAUUCGUUAUGUUGGACGGUGAUCGUGCAUAUUAUCAGAUUAGUGAUUCGGGUAUUGUUUCAUUGUGUGACGAUGAAAUCACUGAACAAACUCAAAAAACCCAAAAAAUAAUCAACGAAAAUUGGGAUACAAUUAUGUGUUCGUUGUCACAAAUUGAUGAAGCUAAUGAAGAACUGUGA
Messenger RNA from Anisakis simplex (herring worm), 909 nucleotides. The record is from the annotation of a GenBank genome assembly. NCBI's taxonomy places the organism in Eukaryota, Metazoa, Nematoda, Chromadorea, Rhabditida, Anisakidae.